This is a messenger RNA of Thermochaetoides thermophila DSM 1495, 2493 nucleotides long. RefSeq lists its product as uncharacterized. The record is from RefSeq and is a predicted model, not a curated record. Gene Ontology annotation, biological process: peptide metabolic process. The transcript has a single exon. Gene Ontology annotation, cellular component: mitochondrion. Gene Ontology annotation, molecular function: metalloendopeptidase activity. The coding region runs from base 1 to 2493 and encodes 830 amino acids. NCBI's taxonomy places the organism in Eukaryota, Fungi, Ascomycota, Sordariomycetes, Sordariales, Chaetomiaceae.
AUGAUCAGAGCUUCGGCCAGGCCAAGGCAGCUGGAACGAUGGGUCUGCUCAAGCUGUCUACGCCAGCGUGCCGCCCUGGCCGUCCUCCAGCCCCGUGAGCCGCGCCAGCUUGCCCAGGUACGCUCGCUGCACUCGGUGCAACGAUCACAACAGCUCCAAGGCAAGAAGCAGUCGCAGAAGCAGCUAGCAAGCCCGUUUCCUAGCCGCCAAACACGUCACUAUGCCUACGUCGCGCCCACCGACGAUCGGGAGGAUGACAACCUCCUACGCACCAUCUUCGACAAGCCCUCCUUCUGGCAAGAGUACUCGGCCCUGCCGAUCGGCAUGAACGUCGGGCUCUUCCAGAAUGCCUACCUGACGAGUCCCAAGGGGUUCGAGACCUUCGCAAACGUGAGCCUGGCCCGCGCCCGCCGCAUCGUGGACCGGGUGCUCAACGCCUACACGGUGCCAGAGUACCGCAGGAUCGUGCGCGAGCUCGACCGGCUAAGCGAUACCCUGUGCCGCGUGCUCGACAUGGCUGACUUUGUGCGCGUCACCCAUCCGGACCACAAAAUCCAACGGGCGGCCAACGCAGCCUGGGACACGGUCUACCAGUACAUGAACGAGCUCAACACCAUGACGGGGCUCUAUGAGCAGCUGGACAGGGCCAUGAAGAAUCCGGAGGUCACCAAGGUCUGGUCCGAGGAGGAGAAGGCGGUUGCCGAGGUGCUGAGGCAAGACUUCCUCAAGUCGGCCGUUAACCUGCCCAAGUGGGAGCGCGACCGCUUCGUGCAGUUGUCGUCCAAGAUCAGCACGGUAGCCACGGCUUUUGUGCAUGAGAUGACCCCCGACCAAGCAUGGGUGGCCAUCCCCAGCAGCAAGAUGCGCGGCAUGGACCCGGUCCAAGUGCGCUCGCUGACUCGCAACGGCAUGGUCUACGUGCCCACGCUCAGCGCCCAGGCGGCCCUGGCCCUGCGGACGGUCCACGACCCGGAGGCGCGCAAGAUGCUCUACUACGCCUCCCGGACGUCCUCGGCUCGCUCCGUGUCGACGUUGGAGAUGCUCAUGCGUCUGCGUGCCGAGCUAGCCGAGCUAUCUGGCUUUGAGAGCUACGCGCAGAUGGCCCUGCGCGACCGCAUGAUGGCCCGCAGCCCCGAGGCCGUCGACAAGUUCCUGCGCGCCCUGGCCGGCAGCAACAAGCCCCGAGCAGUUGCCGAGUUUGGGGCGAUGCUCCGGGAGAAGCAAAAGACCGUCCCUGAUGCAGAGGCCCUCGAACCAUGGGAUAGGGAGUACUACUCUACCAUCUUGCGCAAGCAGGCCACGGCGUCCGAACGCGUGCCGCGCACUGACGUGCUGUCGUCCUUCUUCUCGCUGGGCACGGUCAUCCAGGGCCUGUCGCGCAUCUUUAACCUCCUCUACGGCAUCCGCUUCGCCCCGCGGCCGCCCCUGCGCGGCGAGACCUGGCAUCCAGACGUGCGGCGGCUCGACGUGGUACACGACACCGAGGGUCGCGUCGCCGUGCUCUACUGCGAUCUCUUCUACCGCGCCGACAAGUCGCCUAACCCAGCGCAUUUUACCCUCCGCUGCUCGCGCGAGAUCCUGCCCGAAGAGAUGGACGAGGUCUGGCAGGAGCAGAUGAGCCAGGCGCCGCGGACCGACAUGCCCUACUUCCAGCGGCCCGAGUUCGCCGCCAACGACGGCAUGGCCUUCUCCAAGAUCGACGGCAAAGUCAAGCAAUUGCCGACCAUCGCGCUGGUGUGCGACUUCCCGCAAAACAACGACGACAGCCAGCCCGUGCUGCUCAGCUACUUCCAGGUCGAGACGCUCUUCCACGAGAUGGGCCACGCCAUUCACUCCAUCCUAGCGCGCACCUCCUUCCAAAACGUGGCCGGCACUCGCUGCGCGACCGACCUCGCAGAGCUGCCGUCAACGCUCAUGGAAUACUUCGUCGCCGAUCCGUCCGUCCUCUCGGUCUUCGCCCGCCACUACGAGACAGACGACCCGGUCCCCUACGCCCUCGUCUCCCGCAAGAUCCGCCAGGCCCGCCUCUUCGAGGGCUCCGACACCGAGAACCAAAUCAUCCUGGCCAUGCUGGACCAGGCCCUGCACUCCCGGCGCGCCCGUGACGAUGCCUUCGACUCGACCCAGAUCUUUCACGACCUCCAGCGCGAGUUCGGCAGCGGCCCACCCGACCCGCGCGGCACGCGCUGGCAGGGCUUCUUCGGGCACCUCUCGGGCUACGGAAGCACGUACUACAGCUACUUGUUCGAUCGCGUGCUGGCGCAACGCACCUGGGAGGUAGUGUUUAAGGGGGGCGCCGGGGGCGCCGCGCUCGAGAGGGCGAAUGGUGAGCAUCUGAAGAAUUCGUUGCUUAAGUGGGGAGGAGGGAGGGAUCCGUGGAAGUGUCUUGCGGCGGUGCUGAACGAGCCGAAGCUCGAGGAUGGAGGGGAGGAGGCUAUGGCGUUGGUUGGGAGUUGGGGGGCUGCGAGGCAGCAAGGGGGAAUGUCGAUGUGA